AGCAGUGCUGGGCGGCUUGAGGAGCUCGGGGCGACGUCAGUGCAUCCCCCGGAGCUGAAACAAUGAGGAAUAAUUAACGUACCAUAACGGGUAUCUACGCUUUUUGAGCCAUGCUUGGUGGUAAAUCAGGGAAUGUGGGUAUAGAAGAUAUUACUGAAUUGAUGUUGGUCUUAUAAAGUCGGCACCAAACUUUUUGUAAGAGUGAAAGACGAGGAUUUGGAAUCUACGAUGCCGGAAUUACGCUGGAAAUGGAUUUGGUGGUUCUUGGGCGUCUUACUUUUGAUGGGGCAUUUCUACAUAGACACAGAUGCUACUCUAGGGGUUCACAAUGAUAUUUCUGAAGUGGAAUCAAGCUCUUCAGGGAGUGUAAGAAGUUCUGGGACUAUGGUGAAGCAAAUGGACCUUCCGAAGAUCAGCCAGGCUUCAGGAGUCUCUUCUGGAGAGAGACGAGGUGCGCUAUCCAGAAGAAAACGGGACAUACUCUUCCCUAAUGGUGUAAAACUCUGCUCACAAGAGACAGUGAAGCAAGCUCUACAGAAUCACCUGGAGUACUUUCAUCUAAGAGUGUGUCAGGAGACGGUGUGGGAGGCGUUUAAGAUCUUUUGGGACAGGCUGCCUGAGAAAGACGAAUACCAGCUGUGGAUCAACAGGUGCCAAAACGGCAGCGUUACCGUGUUCGACAUCGGCAGGAGCUUCAGCCAAUCAGCUGAGCACAUCACCCUCGUCACCAGCAGAGUGGCCAUAGCAUCAUCGAGCGAGCCCACCCACUCCUGGCAACCCGAGUGCAGCCAGCAGACUACACCAUCUACAACAAAACCUAACACUAUCCACACCACAACAGAAAGAGCAGAAACCAUCACAUCUCCUCCAACAAAAGCCCCAGCAACCAGUUUACAAGGCGAUUCUUCAUCAAAUCCUUCAAAACAGACCAUGGUUCCUCCAAUUCCACCAGUUCCUCCAGUCGAAAUGACCUUCCCUGAAACAGAUUCGCCUACAGUUACCACAGCACAGACACCACCACAGCUAAUCCCAGCUACCAGUAUGGCCGCAGGACUGGAGGUCACUCUAGAGGUCACCUCUAAGCCUGAUCUUACCCUGACUUUUAAGGACUCGCAAGGGAUAAGCCCCAGUUCUCCAACACAAGACUCUGGUCAAGCAACUGAUCAGAUAAACCCAGGCUAUGAACUGGAGGUGAACCAGGAAGCCACUGGAGAGAGUACCAGUGAUACGUCUACAAACGACCAAUCGCUUGGGGGCGAUAGAGACGAGGAAGCUGUGGUUAUCUUAGAGGCUUCUACUCUGAACCCUCAGAAACCUCUUGAGGCACCUGUCGAUUCUGAUUUGGAAAAGGAACCUCCAGCAGGUGCAGAAGAACCUUCACCUGUAGAACCUGUGCAAGUCAUUGACAACGUCAACCAAGAGCCUCCAACAGGAGGUUUAGCAGUACAGUCUUCACCUAGCCCUAAUUCAGGUAAUACUCAACAUCCUCAACCUUCUGAAGGUGAGAAACCAUUGGUAGACUCAACUGUACAAGCUGGACCAGGUGACUCUGAACCAGGUGAAGCUGAAACACCUGUAGCUUUAACCACUCCUCCCAUAGAAUCAUCCGUAUUUGAGGACAAAGCGGAAAGUGAUGGCAGGACUUCAGGUUCAGGUGAAGAUCCCAAUAUAGAGGAUGAUGGAUAUGUAGUUAUAGUGCAGGACAGUGAGGAUGAUGAUGAAGGUGAUUAUGAGGAAGAUGAGGAUGAAGGUGAAGGUAAAGGAGUGAUCACAUCAGAGCCUGACUCUACAGGUGAGAUUCAGGUGAUGGAAGUCACAGAGGAGACGACUACAGCAAAAGAGGAAUACCUGACUGUCCAUGUUCCUGAAGGGGAAGAGACAUCUGGAACUGUUGUAGUUUUACCUGAAUCCCCAACCAAUGAGGUCUUUUUAGAAGGGAAUACACCUGUAGUUCAGGACAUACCUGUAGCUGCCAUUGAAGUGGGUACAGAGGAUGACCCAGGUGAGGAAAUACCUGAAGUCACAACAGAUGCACCUGUUAUCACAUCAGUAGAUUAUGUUUUUGAAUCACACGUCACAACCAUGGAUUUACCUGCCACUGAAGCAGUAACAGAAGUUCCCACACCUGAGUACAAAACUGAGGCUGCUGUUGUUAGGGUAACACCUGGAAAGCCUGCAGGUACAACUACAGAGGCUUUAGAGCAUCUUGAAACAUCUUCAGGUACAGGUACUCUACCCACUACACAUCAGGCCACAAUUGAGGCGGAUGUUGAGGCAGACGACAAAACCGAAGUCACGUCUGACUCCCGUGUAACACCUGAGGAGGACAUAGUUAAGGAUAUACCUGAGACUAGUGUUGAGGUUGUCACACCUGAGGUCGUAACUGAUUUUAACGUUGAAGCUGACACACUUGAACCCAUACCAGCUGUUGAAGAUGAUAAAACUGAGGUCACACCUGAUUCUGAAGGUGAUACACCUGAGGUCAUACCUGAUAUUGAAGAUGGCACACCUGAGGUCAUACCUGAUUCUGAAGGUGAUACACCUGAUGUCACAUCUACUAUUGAAGAUAGUUCACCUGAGGUCAUACCUGAUUCUGAAGACAAUGCACCUACGCCCAUAACUGAUGUUGAAGAUGAUACACCUAAAGUCAAACCUGAUUCUGAAGGUGAUACACCGGAGGUCACACCUACUAUUGAAGAUAGUUCACCUAAGGUCAUACAUGAUGUUGAAGAUGAUACACCUAAAGUCAUACCUGAUUCUGAAGAUGGCACUACUGAAGUCAUACCUGAUAUUGUGGAAGGCACACCUGUGGUCAGCCCUGAAUUUAAAGAUGAUACACCUGCUGUCACAACCAAUACUGAAGUCAGCACACCUGUGGUCAUACCUGAUUCUGAAGAUGGCACUACUGAAGUCAUACCUGAUAUUGAGGACAGCACACCUGUGGUCAGCCCUGAAUUUAAAGAUGAUACACCUGCUGUCACAACCAAUACUGAAGUCAGCACACCUGUGGUCAUACCUGAUUCUGAAGAUGGCACACCUGAGGUCAUUCCUGAUUCUGAAGAUGGCACACCUAAGGUCAUUCCUGGUUCAGAAGAUGGCACACCUGAGGUCAGUCCUGAUUCUGAAGAUGACACACCUGAGGUCAUACAUGAUGCCAAAGACGAUGUAGUUGAGGUCAUACCUAAUUCCAAGGACCAAUCACCUGAGGUCAUACCUGAGACUAAAGUUGACACACCUGACAAUACACAUGAUGUUGAAGAUGGCGCACCUGAGGUUAUAUCUGAUGCUAAAGAAGACGAUGAACCUUUGCCCGUACCUGACACUGAAGAUAAAUCAUUAGAUGUUGUAAUUGGUGUUGAGGAAGGCACACCUGAGAGCAAACCUGCUGAAACAGGUAAAGUUCAUGAGGAGAAGACGUCUGAUGUCCUUGAGGACGAAAUCUUAGUCUUACCUGGAUCUGUGGUGGAGGAAAACACACCUCUGCCACCUGCAGAUGUAGAAGAGCCUGAACACACUGAUGCACCUGAAGCUGCAAAGGGACCUGAAGCUACUGAAGCAACUACUGAAGUGAUGGAGGACACAACUGUGACUGAGGUACAUGAGGACAGGUCUGAGGGUCCUGUAGGUGAAGACAUUCUUGAAAUGACUGAAUCCCCUCAGGACAUACCUGACAUUACUGAGAACAGUCCUGAAGUUACUGAGAUACCUGAGGACAUGCCUGAUGUUACUGAGGCACCUGAGGUUCUUGGGUACACAACUUUAUCUUCAGUAUUCCACCAGGGCUCACCUGAGGACUCACCUGUAAACUCACUUGAAGAGCCUAUGGAUAAGAACAUACCUGAUGCAACAGAGGCACCUACACUUAUUGAAAAGCCUCCUGAUUCUGCACCUGAAGUUACAACCGAAGAUGACUCUACUGAACCUCCUCUCGUUAAGGUAAUCUCUAAAGAGCCACAGGUGGAUGACACAUCGACAGGUGGAGCUGGAGAGACACCUCAGACAGAAGACGAGGAGGACACACCUACACCAUCAUUAAAACUGGAGGAGAGCACAGUAGCCCUUAAUGAACUAACAACUACCAUACAGAGAAACACCUUCUCAACUCCUCUACAAACCUCCACACAGGAGAUCUCCAACGACAUCCUGGAUGAAAACAACAUGAUUGGUAAUGAGAUUGGUGAAACCGUGCCCCGGCCUGUGAGACCGAUGGUGGAUCACGUGGUGGAACUGAGCAUCAAACUAAAAGGAGAGAUUUAUGACGACGCUCUCCGAGACCCGUCAAGCUUUUAUUACCAGCGUCUGUCUGAACAGUUCAUUGAAAAGAUCGAAGACGCCUUUGAAAAACUUCCAGGCUUUAAGAGUGUUUUUAUACUUGAGUUCAGGCCACAAAAAGACAUCCAAGGAGGUCUGGCGGUGGUGGUGCACUAUGCCAUUGUGCUGGAAGUGGACGGAGCCGGCAUCAAUAAUGAAACCAUGCACUUCAUCACCCUGCAGUCCAACACUGUGGAGAAGUCGUACAGCGAGCCGGAGGAGCUGCCCACGGUGGUCUACACCAUCACAGACUUCCGCAACUUCAUCUCAGAGGCCCUGCACAAGGAGACCUUCGGGAAUAAUGGGAAUACCACGCUGGAUGUUGACCCCGACUCCUUACAGCUGGAAAGCGUGGAGACGCUGCCGCCAUCCAAACCGACCAGCAGACCGAUCGACUCCAACGACAUGAUGGACAACAUUCUCGCAGCGGAGAAACCGCCAGACGUUCCGGGUCAGGAGCUGACCAACAACGACCUCUUCAUCAAAAAAGACGAUUUCCUGUUCGACCCUGUUCGCCCGUUCGACCCCUGGAUGGGCUCUCAGAGUGAGCUGGCGAGCGAAAACGACGUCAUCAUCCUUGAGGAAAUUCCUCCUCCGCCUUCUACUGAAGUGCCACUAAAAAAUGUCGAGAAAAUCGAAUCCAUUUCCAAAUUUGAGACGAGCAGCAAGACGCCCAAACCUAGCAAAGAGAGUGACGAUGCUAUCCAAGAAGAGGGCUUCCUAGAAACCACGACUGCCAACCCUACCACAGUGACUGUAGUUACUGAGGAGACACUUUUAACCCAGUCUGAAGCAGCACCAGAGAGUACCAAGAGCACUGAAAGCCCUCCUGUAGGACCUUCACAUGUGGACGAUGAUAAGUCAGUGGAGAUUGACCUGGGCUCUGGAUCAGGCUUCUCUGGGGAUGGUCCAGAGUCUGAUAUUUGGCCUUGGCUUCCAGAAAAUCCUUCCCAAACCUCGUUCAAAGAUGCCCAAGAAUCAGAAAGGACUAAGGAUGACGUAUGGUGGGAGGACCACGAAAAGAAAAAGGAUGAUGAAGAGACAGAGCCUGAGAUUCCUGCUCCAGAUAUGACCUCUGAAAAUCCCUUCUUAGAAAGAGUCAUUGUGACCCAAGACAUUCGUUCCAACCCUGAAUAUACGACUACAGACCAAGCUCCAGUGUUCUGGACUAUGGAGACCCUGACUGUGGAGCUUUCGAUGCAGACCAAAGAAGCUCCUGGCAUCUAUGAUGACUACUACACCAGCGAAUUUUCCACUUAUGUACCUUCGGUAACUGACCUACCACUGCAGGUCUACACUACCACAGAGAGCCCUAUUUUAGAUGGAGCAACGGUUGGAAGUCUAGAGAUGACUGAGAAGAACGUUGAAGCCCAAGCUACAUCCGGUUUGACUACGCCAGCAACUACGGUGGCAGCACCAACAGAAGCCACAAAUACUCAUUCAGAGUUCACAACCACUGAUGCCAACCACCUCCUUCCCGAAACAGAGCCUCCUGCUGUUGCAAAUGUUGAGGUUGCUUCCAUAGACGAUCCUACCGUUGAUCCUGAAGUGAAUGAGCCACCUAUCAUUGAAGAUGUGACAGAUUUCCCAGCUAUCUUCAGCUCAGAGCUGGACAAAUCAGAUGACGACAUAGAGAUCAUUGAUGAGGUAGUAGGAGACAUUGAGCUUGAAGUCACGCGAGCUCCAGUUUUGGACAUUUCCGAUGAGGACAUCGAUAAAGAUGAAAUCAUAAUAGUGACUACAGCUCCUGCACCAGUAAUCACUGAAGCACCAAACGUAGAUCCAUCAACCCCUCUUUCUCCUGAAAGGGAGUCUCCAUUCACUAGAAUAUCAGAUUCUGCCCCAGUUGAGGAUUCUUCUCUGCCAAACCCAACAACGGAGCCGAUCUCCACAUCAGUCCACCCCACAUAUCAGUCCAUGCCUUUUGUUCCUGCAGAAACGACUGCAAAAACCCAAGCUCCAACCCACGGUCCAACCCAAGCUCCAACCCAGGGUCCAACCCAAACUCCAACCCAAGCUCCAACCCAAGCUCAAACCCAAGCUCCAACCCAAGCUCCAACCCAGGGUCCAACCCAAGCUCCAACCCAAACUCCAACCCAAACUCCAACCCAAGCUCAAACCCAAGCUCAAACUCAAGCUCAAACUCAAGCUCCAACCCAAGCUCAAACUCAAGCUUCGACCCAUGCUCAAACUCAAGCUCCAACCCAAGCUCAAACUCAAACUCCAACCCAAGCUCAAACCCAAACUCCAACCCAAGCUCAAACCCAAGCUGUGGAGAUUAACGUUGCCACUGAGUUCACGCAUGUCGAUCCCAUUGGACCAGAGGAAACUGGCAAUGAACUGACGACUGUUAAUGUCCGGUCUUCAGCUUCCCAUCCAUCCACAUCCACAAGUCAUUCAGUCUUUCUUAAUGGAACUGAUAGUUCUGAAAAUGACCUCCCAUCCACCAUCAUACCUCCAUUUUUCCAGCCAACCUUUCGACCAACAGACAGAAUAAUCGAUCCAGCAGUGUCCUCAAAUGAUGAACAUCUUGUAGAAGAAGAUAAUGCUCUAUCAACCCCAAGCAUCUCUGAUAUCAUUCUUUCCACUGAGAUUGAAGACUAUGAUAAAGGCACAACACAGGUUCAUCUUCCAGACGACCCGAGCAUCACUGACCUUGGUGUCUCCUUCGAAAUCCUUCAGUACGACAAUGCGGAUCACGGCAACGAUAACGGCAGCGGGUACAUUCACGGCACAGACAUGGCGAGUGUCGGCAUGCCCGCCAGUCCUGGACGAUCCCUGAUGGUGUUUUUUAGUCUACGAGUAACAAACAUGAUCUUCUCAGACGACCUGUUCAACAAGAGCUCCCCUGAGUACAAGGCUUUAGAGCAGCGGUUUCUGGAGCUGCUUGUGCCGUACCUGCAAUCCAAUCUUAGCAACUUCCAGCACUUGGAGAUCCUGAAUUUCAGGAACGGCAGCAUCGUGGUGAACAGCAGGAUGAAGUUUGGGAAGCCGGUUCCUCGGGAAGUGACCUCGGCGGUUUACCUGAUCUUGGAGGAUUUCUGCAACACUGCCUACCAGACCAUGAACCUCGCCAUAGACAAGUACUCGCUGGAUGUUGAAUCAGGUGAGAAAGCUGAUCCGUGUAAAUUCCAGGCCUGUAACGAGUUCUCCAGGUGUAUGGUUAAUAAGUGGUCGGGUGAGGCGGAGUGUGUGUGUGACGCUGGGUAUUUCAGUGUGGACGGUCUGCCGUGUCAAAGCAUCUGCGACAUUCAGGAGGAUUUCUGUCUGAAUGACGGAAAGUGCGACAUCAUACCCGGAAAGGGGGCGAUAUGCAGGUGUCGUGUUGGAGAGAACUGGUGGUAUCGGGGGGAGCACUGUGAGGAAUAUGUUUCUGAACCGCUGGUUGUUGGUAUUGCUAUAAUCUCCGUCGCCGGAUUCCUGAUUGUCGCUUCUGGAAUCAUCUUCUUCCUGGCCAGAACUCUACGAGAUCAGUACGACCGAGACGAUUCUGAGGACCCUCUUAGACAUGCCGACAGCGUGCCGUCUCUGGAGAGGGCCACUAAGUAUAACCCGAUGUUUGAGAGUGAUGUGAACUCGGGCUACAGCCGGUAUAACCAGCGCUACUCCGGAGCUCCAAUCAGCACCGCCAGCGCCGACGUGUCCAGCGACUUCGGCAGCGACGAGCUACGUCACAUCUAUGAGAACAGCGAGCUCUCAAAAGAGGAAAUCCUGGAUCGGAUUCGGAUUCUUGAACUCUACGCCAAGGACCGCCAGUUUGCUGACUUCGUCCGGCAGCACCAAGUGGUUCUGGACCUGAGGAGAGACAGUAAUUCCACACAGAGCUGCUGAUUAUUCUGCCAUCAAGAAAACCUGCCUUCGCUCUUAAAGACGCGUAAAGAGGGAACCGAGUCUUCUGUUGACGUGGUUUUCCGGGUCGGACUUUUCCGAAGUUUGAAAUGGACUUCCGAUUUGUUUCAUUAUUCCAUUUUUUUGGAAGUGGGCGGGGCUUAAGGAGAACUAGGACUCUGGCACUAAAGAUUGACAUGAUGAUGAGGUGUAGACGGAUCACGUGACCUUUGCUAUUCUGAGUUUUGUUGUUUCUUUUAAUCCUGUGGGUCACUGUGGGAGGCCGCGUGUGACGUCUGGACUUUUCACCAACCAAUCACAAGUCUUCAUCAACCGCUUCACAAGACUAAACCCACCAAUCAGUAGUCUCGGCUGCUCCUGGUCCAGUUCUGUUGGUGUUUUUUUGUUUGUUUAUGUGUUUAUAUUUAUGUAUUUUGAGGGGGAGGGGCCAGUCACUAUCGUUUCUCUUGUCAGUGCCUUCUUUCUUUCUGAUUGGUCAGUUUCUGUUUUUUUACUGUGUUUGUUGUGGGACGCUGUUCGCUGUAGUAAGAGUGUAAGUGGACGGAACGACUGAUGAGACUCUGAACUGUGUUUUUGCGUAUAAAUGAAAUAUAUAGAAUGAAACGUGAUGUAGUAUUAAGUCGUAUAAAUGCGAAUGUGAAGUGCUCGUUAUUGAAUUUCUAAAAUUUGAUGCUUUUCUCUUUAUUUUUUUCUUCUGCACAGACUGUAGGACGUGUAAAUUAACUGUUGUAGCAAACAAUGUAAUUUAAUGUAGAAAGUUAUUAUAGCUAUUUUUAAUGAUUUAUUUAUUUAUUUUUGUUUAAACAAUGUUUUCAGUAGUUGAUGCUUUUGUACUUUUUUUUAAAACACACACAAAACGGGUAUGAAAUUUAUUUAAUUUCUUUUUUCUGUUUUUAUGUUAUGUUUUUUUGGGGAAAUUGUGAGAUUCACAAUUCACAAUUUUACAGCAAAAAUCUGUAAAAAAAAAGUUUCUGGAGGCUCAAGUUAUAUAUUACAUUUCAGGCUUUAUUUAAAUGUCUAGUCCAAUAUGAUGUAGUUUUAUUUUCUAAUAAAGCCACAUUUUAAUA
Astyanax mexicanus (Mexican tetra) is the source of this 9227-nucleotide messenger RNA. It is a transcript of the gene impg2b, whose product is annotated as interphotoreceptor matrix proteoglycan 2b. Bases 229 to 8142 code for a protein of 2637 amino acids. Lineage: Eukaryota; Metazoa; Chordata; Actinopteri; Characiformes; Acestrorhamphidae. The transcript has 21 exons. Gene Ontology annotation, molecular function: heparin binding; hyaluronic acid binding. Gene Ontology annotation, biological process: visual perception. The record is from RefSeq and is a predicted model, not a curated record.